Messenger RNA from Trachymyrmex septentrionalis, 1760 nucleotides. RefSeq lists its product as uncharacterized. The record is from RefSeq and is a predicted model, not a curated record. Gene Ontology annotation, molecular function: RNA polymerase II cis-regulatory region sequence-specific DNA binding; DNA-binding transcription factor activity, RNA polymerase II-specific. Lineage: Eukaryota; Metazoa; Arthropoda; Insecta; Hymenoptera; Formicidae. Gene Ontology annotation, biological process: regulation of transcription by RNA polymerase II; cell differentiation. The transcript is spliced from 3 exons. Gene Ontology annotation, cellular component: nucleus. Bases 1 to 1746 code for a protein of 581 amino acids.
AUGCAGGAAAGCAGGACCGUGUCACCUUUAGGACCGGUCGUCCUGCAACGAGAGGAAGUCGAUAUGCGUGCCGGUCUAUCGCUGCCGCCGCAGGAAAGGAGACCCGUACUGCUCGUACGCACCGGCGAAUCAUUCGCGAGAUACGAUAACGUACGGCAACAACAGUCGCCGUCGAGUCCACCGAUCCUACGAUCCGUCACUGCCGUCGAGAAGGAUCAGUAUCGCGACACAGAUUCGCACAUCAGGGAGAAACGGUCCAACGACGAGGAGGAGGAAGAGCAGGACGAGGAGGACGAGGACGAGGCCGACGACGAGCGAAACGCAUCGAGCGGGAGGAACGUUGUUGUGGACGAGGAAGAUGACGAGGAGCAGGAGGAAGAGGAGGAGGAGGAGAGCCAGCUGCCCGAAGGACAUCGAAACGGCAGCUACCACGAGGACGGGGACGUCGAAGUCGACGUGUGCCGUGAGGACGCUGACGAGAGUAAUCCAAGCAGUCCGGUGGAUCUCACGGCGCCCUCGUCGAGGGGCGUCUCAUCCGAGCAAUUCGUUCAUCCGUUCGCCAACCGCGUACAUUCUUUUACCUGUGUACAAAGUGGCGGCCACGGGCCCGCCGGUCACGGAACACCAGUGUAUAUAUCCGGGCACGGCGCUACCGGCUCGGCCGUCAUGACGGUCACGGUGCAGACCAACAACAAGCGGUGCCUCGCAUUCUCCGUCGAGAAUAUCCUCGAUCCGAACAAGUUUACCGGUGGCCGUGUCGUCCAUAAUCGUGUACAGCAUCGUCGACAUCGGCGCGCCGGCAGCGUGCACGAAGACGGCGACUCGCGAGGCGAAUUCGCCUGCGGCAGCGGCCAAGAGGAUGAGGAAGGUACACCGGAUACCAUCAUGGAGGAAAUGGAAGAAGACGCCGAGGAGGAAGAAGAGGACGAGGAGAUUGAAAUGCGAGUCGUGGAUCAGGAUUCUGGACGGGAAAAUACAACCGGCGGCGGCACCAACACGGCCGCAUCGAACUGCAAGAAACGACAAUCCUCGUCGUCGUCAUCCACAUCGUCGAGCGGCGUUCAGGUACAAAAUUGCCAGGGUCAAAACGGACAAAACGGUACUGGCGGUGGCGGUGGCGGCGGCAACGGCGGUGGCGGUGGUGGCGGCGGCGGCGGCGGCGGCGGCGGCGGCGGAGGUGGCGGAAGUAACAGUAAUACCAGCGGCAAACCCAGAAGAGCGCGGACAGCCUUCACGUACGAGCAGUUGGUCAGGCUAGAGAACAAGUUCAAGACGACCAGAUACCUGUCCGUGUGCGAACGUCUGAAUCUGGCGCUCGAGCUGCAGCUGACUGAGACCCAGGUGAAGAUCUGGUUCCAGAACCGGCGGACCAAGUGGAAGAAGCAGAACCCCGGUCUGGACGUGAACAGUCCUACCGUGCCGACGACGCCGCCGCAUCCGUCGCCGUACGCACCCGCCUUUCUCUUCGCCGCUCAUCCUCAUCAGCACCCGUUGCCGCACUCGCACGCGCAUCCACAUCCGCACGCUCACGUACACCACCCGCCGCCGCCGGUGCCGCCGCCGCCGCCCGGAUACUACCACCCAGCGGCCCCACCUUACCCGCCGACCGGACCGACCUUCUUCGGCCAUCAUCUGUCGGCGACUCCUGCUGCGACUGCGUCAGGCCCGCCGCCGACCUCUACGCCUUCCUCCACCGGCCUGGCUCUUUCGUCUCAUCCGCAUCCGCACACGCAUCCGCACGCGUAGCGAAUUCGGCGAUG